Messenger RNA from Octodon degus (degu), 629 nucleotides. It is a transcript of the gene Diras1, whose product is annotated as DIRAS family GTPase 1. Gene Ontology annotation, molecular function: GTP binding; GTPase activity; GDP binding. Gene Ontology annotation, biological process: signal transduction. The record is from RefSeq and is a predicted model, not a curated record. The coding region runs from base 1 to 597 and encodes 198 amino acids. The transcript has a single exon. Gene Ontology annotation, cellular component: plasma membrane. NCBI's taxonomy places the organism in Eukaryota, Metazoa, Chordata, Mammalia, Rodentia, Octodontidae.
AUGCCGGAGCAAAGCAACGACUACCGCGUGGUAGUGUUCGGCGCCGGCGGCGUAGGCAAGAGCUCGCUGGUGCUGCGCUUCGUGAAGGGCACGUUCCGCGACACCUACAUCCCCACCAUUGAGGACACCUACCGGCAGGUCAUCAGCUGCGACAAGAGCGUGUGCACGCUGCAGAUCACAGACACCACGGGCAGCCACCAGUUCCCGGCCAUGCAGCGGCUGUCCAUCUCCAAGGGCCACGCCUUCAUCCUGGUGUUCUCGGUGACCAGCAAGCAGUCGCUGGAGGAGCUGGGCCCCAUCUACAAGCUCAUCGUGCAGAUCAAGGGCAGCGUGGAGGACGUCCCUGUCAUGCUGGUGGGCAACAAGUGCGACGAGGCCCAGCGCGAGGUGGACACGCACGAGGCGCAGGCUGUGGCGCAGCAGUGGAAGUGCGCCUUCAUGGAGACCUCGGCGAAGAUGAACUACAACGUCAAGGAGCUGUUCCAGGAGCUGCUCACGCUGGAGACGCGCCGCAGCGUGAGCCUCAGCGUGGACGGCAAGCGCGCCGGCAAGCAGAAGCGGGGGGAGCGGGCCAAGGGCAAGUGCAGCCUCAUGUGACCGCGCCGUGCCACCACCCGCGACAGCAACGC